Molecule: messenger RNA, 1209 nt
Organism: Anopheles coustani
Lineage: Eukaryota; Metazoa; Arthropoda; Insecta; Diptera; Culicidae
Product: endochitinase-like
Exons: 4
Coding region: 1-1209 (402 amino acids)
Biological process (GO): chitin catabolic process; carbohydrate metabolic process
Cellular component (GO): extracellular region
Molecular function (GO): chitinase activity; chitin binding
Source: RefSeq, a predicted model, not a curated record
AUGUCUCGUUAUAAAAUAGUGCUUUUGUUUGUUGUGUUGUGCUGUGGAAUUGAUUUGGCAAAGUGUAACGUUGGGAAGCGUUUGAUCUGUUACUUUUCGAGCGACUCGCCUAAAACGAAGGGAUACGGAAGGUACACGGCGAACGAGGUCCCGGUGGAGUUGUGCAGCGAUGUGAUCUACCGUGGGUUAGGGUUUCCCGAGUGGACGCGUGGGUCUUACCAGUUCAACAAUGAGGAAUUGCAGCGACUUGGAUCAUACAUGUACACAAUCAAAGGAAGAUCGUCGACUGUGCGCAACAUCGUCACUGUGUUGGAACGUGGUCAGGAGGCCUUGUCCUACUCCAUAAUGUCGGAGGUUCCCGAACGUCGAGGGGCAUUUACGCGGGCCAUCCUUCGUCUACUGGAUCAGUACGGUCUCGACGGGGUGGAGAUCGCCUGGGAGUGGCCCGGCACGAUGGUGAAGUUUGGUGGUAUCUCCAGCGAUCGAGAAUCAGUGAUAGCUCUAUUGACAGACUUGCGUUCAGCGUUGAGAAGUCGUAACAAAGAGUUGUUCUUCUUCGGGGCCGUAUAUCCCAAGGUGCUCAGAGAGUCCUACCGGGUGACCAGUAUCUGCCAGGUGGUGGACUAUGUGACGUUGUUCACCUUCGACAUGCGUCCACACACGAACAACGUGGCCGAUGUGCACGCACCGAUGCGCAAUAGGUCUUUCGAAACGGAACCGAAUCGGGCCAAGACCAAUGUGGUUGAUGGAGUUGAUACCUGGAUCGAUUUCGGAUGCCCUCCGAAGAAGAUGAUCCUUGGAAUAGGAUUGUUUGGGCAAGCUUUCACCCUGGCAAACCCCGCUCAGUACAACGUGGGUGCUCCGGCAGUUGGGCCCGGAGAGGAAGGCCAGUAUUACUACGGUGGCUACUAUCCGUACUAUGAGCUUUGCCUUCUGAUUCGAAGCGGAUGGACCCUGUUCUAUGACUCCGUGGGACAGAUGCCCUUCGCUGUGCGUGGAAAUCAAUGGAUGGGCUACGAGGACACCAACUCCAUCGCGGCGAAACUGGACCUCGUGAAGGAGAAGCGCCUUGGUGGUGUGGUGCUACAGUACGUGGACUACGAUGAUUUCUGGGGAUUCUGCGGAAGUCGCAACCCUUUGACCAGCUUUAUCUAUCAGCGUUUGCGGCAGAUUCCGUCCGACAUUGGGUUUGCAAUUGAGUGGAGCUAA